Molecule: messenger RNA, 793 nt
Organism: Prunus dulcis (almond)
Lineage: Eukaryota; Viridiplantae; Streptophyta; Magnoliopsida; Rosales; Rosaceae
Product: non-specific lipid-transfer protein-like protein At2g13820
Exons: 3
Coding region: 116-604 (162 amino acids)
Biological process (GO): lipid transport
Molecular function (GO): lipid binding
Source: RefSeq, a predicted model, not a curated record
CUCUUGCUUAUACCAAAAAAAAAACCCAUUACCAAGAACUUGUUCAUCAUUUCACAUUUCACAGAAAUAUAGUGUCCCUUGCAAAUCAUAGCCACUCUCACUCAAGAAUAAAAAAAUGGCAGUUAGGGGGAUUGAGAUUGUGCUAGCUUUGGUCCUUGCAGUGGUUCUGCGGGAAGGGACUGUUGAUGCUCAAUCAAGCUGCACCAAUGUGAUCAUCAGCAUGUCCCCAUGCCUUGAUUACGUAACAGGAAACUCAUCAACCCCAUCUUCCUCAUGUUGCUCACAGUUGGCUAAUGUGGUCAGCUCACAGCCAAAGUGCCUCUGUGAGGUUCUUAAUGGAGGCCCCUCUUCCGUUGUUGUGAAAGUCAAUCAGACUCAGGCAUUGGCCCUCCCCUCUGCUUGCAAAGUCCAAACACCCCCGCUUAGCCGAUGCAGCGGGUCAUCUCCAACAGGUUCUCCCUCAGGGGCACCAACUUCUCCUUCAGGGAGUGGAUCUAAAACUGUACCAUCACCAUCACAUGGAAAUUCUAACAAGAUGGCAUUUCCUCUGCUGUUCUUCUUGCUCUUCAUUGCAUCAUAUGCUUCAACUUCCACAGCCAACUAAGCUCCUCUUCCACGAAUGUUUAUGUAGCUAGAUUCAUGGGACUAUAUAGUAUAGAGUGCCAUAAACUUUUUCUUAUUUUUGCAUAUUGUUGGGUGGCUGAUUGGUUUCUGGUUUUUGUAAAUCCUUUGCUUGGGGAUUCAGCCCCUCAUGGAAUUCAAAUAAACUAGUCACAAAUUUUUUACUUUGAUA